AUUCGGACAGCAACCCCGCCCCUGGGUUAUUCCCCAUGACGUCACUGGAGAUAAUCACGGAAGUGAAGUGAGCGACGAAACAAGACUCAAAUAAGUUGGUGUGUGCGCUCGACUCGUAUUUACAGGCUGUCCGUCAUCAUGCUGGGAGGAGGUUUCAAAUCAGAGAGGCUGAGAGUCAAUCUCCGACUGGUCAUCAACCGACUCAAACUCCUUGAGAAAAAGAAAACUGAGCUUGCUCAGAAGGCCAGGAAAGAGAUUGCAGAUUACCUGUCAUCAGGUAAGGAUGAGCGGGCACGGAUCCGUGUGGAGCACAUCAUCAGAGAGGACUAUCUGGUUGAAGCCAUGGAGAUCUUAGAGCUUUACUGUGACCUGCUGUUGACUCGCUUUGGCCUCAUUCAGUCCAUGAAAGAACUAGAUCCAGGCUUACAGGAAGCAGUGUCCACUCUCAUCUGGGCAGCUCCUCGUCUGCAGUCAGAGGUGUCUGAGCUAAAAAUUGUGUCUGAACAGCUGUGUGCAAAAUAUAGCAAGGAGUACGGCAAGCUAUGCAGGACAAACCAGAUUGGCACAGUCAACGACAGGCUGAUGCACAAACUGAGUGUUGAAGCUCCUCCCAAGAUCUUGGUCGAGCGCUACUUGAUAGAGAUCGCAAAGAACUACAAUGUCCCCUAUGAACCUGACGCCAUGGUCCGGCCCGAGGUGUGUACUGGGGAGGAGGCAGACCUGAUUGAUGUCGACAAUGACAGGAAGUUUGGAGGAGGAGGUGGUGGAGGAUUCACAGCUCCUCUAGCUCCUGGAAUCCAUAUGCCUAUGCCCAUGCCUAUGGCUAUGCCAAUGCCAACAGCUUUCAACUAUCCACCUCCCAAUGGAGCUGAACAGUUUCAUGCACCCGUUGGAACCUACAACAGCUUCCAGCCCCCCAUGGGAGGAGGGCAGCCACCUCAGUUGCCCACUUCUCCCCCUACAUACGAGUCUGGCGUAGGUCCCGCUCCUUCGGCUCAGAUUUAUGACAACAACGCUCUUCCAGAACUCCCAUCUGUUCCUGACACACUCCCAACAUCCUCCUUGGGCAGAAGCAACACCAGCUCGGAUGACAUUGACUUUGAUGAUUUGACGCGGCGCUUUGAGGAGCUGAAGAAGAAGACCUAACUGCUUUAACCUGAUAUACAUAAACAGGCCUGUGUCACCUACACAGCUCAGAACAGGAAAUAGGAAUUGUUCAAGGCUCUGAAUCAGAUUUGGGUAGCUCUCCUCCCUCUUUCUUGGUGAAGUAAUUUUACACAAAUAUUAAACAUACAUGUAAUCUAUUACCUCAUUUAUAUAGCUGUGACCAGCUAAUGAGAGAGAGUACUUUUUAGCGCCACAUGUUUUCAUUUCUUCUAUUUGGCACGUUGGAUAAAAUCUUAAACAAUCAUGUGGGUAUUCACCCCUUCUCGCUCCUUAUUUAAAAUCGCACUGAAGUUUAACCUUUUCCUUUUGUCUGUGUGGUAAUUAAUAUGUUCACAUUUAGAUCUUAAGUGUUGAUUUUUCUGAAGGUUUUGGGUUUGAUUGAUAUUUAUAGUACAUGCCUUUAUUCUACUUUGGACACACUGUCGUUGUGAUCUUUGCCACUGUGUCGCUCAGUCCCGUCUCAGACCAGUUUGACAGGUAUAGCGGGCUGCGCCACCUCGGUGGCGAACAAGCUUUUACGCAUUAAAAUCACCAUUUAGUUUCCUAAGUGAGGCUCCAACAGUCAGUGAGGUUUUUCUCAGCUGUACCGGGACACACAGAAGCCAUAUUUUCAGUGUGUUACGCAGUUUUUCUCACUGUGGGAUUGUUAAAUACUCAUUAUUACCGAGCUUCUCAAACUUCAAGGUGUAUUUGUAUCAGAAAAAUAGUAUGGUUUCAAACCUUUUCCGUUUGAGGGCGAUGGGACACAGAUGUAAAAUGACAACAUGUAUGGAAAUCUGUAAUUUAAUACACUUACAGCAAUAUAGGUAGACUUAUGUACAUGAAUGAUUUAACUGUAUAGGAAAAGGAGUUUGGCAACCGGGAGUUGUUCAAUAUUUGACAAAUCUGUUUUAUAUACACUAUCUCCAAAUAAAGUUUUCUUUUUGCCCUUUUGAAUUUCAGUUUUACAAAAUACCUGCACUUUUUUUAUGACUGAACAAACAAAUUUGCAAUUAAAAUCCUGGCAGGCUUUGAAAGCAGCCAGCUAGCAAACUGAUUUGAUUAGAUGUAAAGUUUGAGAGCAGAGGAAAAAGUUCGUGCCAUUGUGAUCUUGUGCAUGGGUCUUGUACUGUAUGUUCACCACUCCAUUUGCCUUACCUUUCACCUCUCAUCCGAGGCCUUGCCAGUCUGUUUUAGGAUUAAGCAUCUGUUAUCCACCAAGACUGGACACAUAAUGCGUUUUUCAGUUUCUAAUUGACCUUAUUUGCGUUACACUCCACAGAUUCUGAGUUUUAAUUUGCUUGAUAGAUUAAAAAAAAUCUGUACAGGCAUUAGAGGUAGAUGUUUCUAAUUAUUGUAAUAAGUGUAGUGAGAGGUUUUUGUUAUUGUUCCUGUAACCUGACUACACCGGGCUCUGCUUGCAUGGCAAAUAGACGGUGGCCUUGAAUAAUAUGACUCAGCGCUUUGAAAAGCUUCCCCACUGGGUUAUACGUGCAGUUAAUUAAUAGUUUUACAUGAGCUGGGAAAAAACGGAGAGAUAAUUAACCCUACAGAACUGUGAUCUGCUCACUGUCUUUUCUAUGUUCGAUUGUUCUUUCAUGUUAAACUUUAAGACACAAAAUAGUGUCUUGUUGCAAAAAAUAGUUCCCCUCCCCCCAAACAAUGUAUACUACAAUAACAAUUUAAUAAAAGACUAUUUGGAACUGGAAA
This is a messenger RNA of Haplochromis burtoni (Burton's mouthbrooder), 2856 nucleotides long. RefSeq names its product IST1 factor associated with ESCRT-III (gene ist1). The transcript has 10 exons. NCBI's taxonomy places the organism in Eukaryota, Metazoa, Chordata, Actinopteri, Cichliformes, Cichlidae. Gene Ontology annotation, biological process: protein transport. The coding region runs from base 139 to 1146 and encodes 335 amino acids. The record is from RefSeq and is a predicted model, not a curated record.